AUGGCACGCGUGGGCUGAGGGGUGACAGGAAAUGCCAGCAGGUGGGAGACUGGGGAGGGCAGCGAGUUUGUGGCUGCCUUCCCAACACUGUUGGUCAACAUUCGGCAGUGUUGGGGGUAUGCUGCAUCCCCAGGCCCCAUCCAAGUGGUUCUGCACCCACCUGCUCUGGCACCCACACCAUUGUACCCGGCCCCAGCAACGCUGCCCUCAGCGGUGGCUAUGAGUCCCUGGGCCCGCUUGGCAGCCCGUUUUACAGCCAGGUGUGCCACCGCAGCAAUGUUUGCCGAAAGAGGGAUAAAGGCAGCACGUGCACCAGGGGGCGGGGUCCGGGUCGACGGUGCCCCCAUCCUCCUCGGGGCAUCGCCUCCGGGCACGGGGGGACGGGAGGAGGCGGCGGAAUGCGCCGCGGGAGGAAGCUGGUGUGGAGGAGCACCUGCUCCGAGCCCUGCAGGGUUUCAUCACUUCGCCGCCCCGCCUCUCCGCCGCACAUAAAGACCGGGACGGCGCUGCUGCCCCACAGCGCUCCGCAGCUCUGUCGCCGCCGCCUUCCUCCCUCUUCUCCUCUUCCUCCUUCUCUCAGACAGUGACAGCGAUGGACGCCGGCGGUCCUCGAUCCCGCAGUCUGAUGCUCUUCUUCGGUUACCUAUUGCAAGCAGUCAUGGGCACAACAGUGAUCCCGUUAUGUGCACCUGGUGAAAUGGAAAACUGCACAACAGCAUUAGUCCAGACAGAGAACAGUCCUCGUGUGGCUCAAGUUGGGAUAACCAGAUGCAAGCCUGAAAUGAAGGACUACUGUUUCCAUGGACAGUGUGUGUACAUAGUGGACCUAGAUGAGCACUACUGCAGGUGCGAUGUAGGUUUCUCUGGUGUCAGAUGUGUGCAUUCAGAACUUGUCCGUCAGCCCCUCAGUACGGAGUAUGUGGCACUGACAGUCAUCCUCGUUUUGCUUUUCCUCGUCGCCAGCUCUAUCGCAGGCUACUACAUCUGCAGGAGGUACCGAAACAAGAAGAGACGCACCAAUGCUAGUGACUACAAGGAGGUUGGUGCCCUGUAGAAGAAAAUGUGACUUCCUGCAGCAUUCUGUUCGUCUGAAUGGACUCAGUCCACAUCUAUUUAAAUGUUAUUUUUAUUAAUGAUAUUUACGAUAUUUAUAUCCUUUUACAAAUUUCAAUUGUUUGGUGUUCCAAUCAGUAUAGGUCAAGCAUUUUGUUUUCAGUGUUUUAUUUUUUUAUUAAAUAAUAUUUCUUAAUAAGAACCCUGCAUCAGUGUUUCUGUGCAAAAGAGAUAUAUUUUUGUAAAAAGUCGUCUUCUUACUCUGAAGAGUAAUUUUAUAUUUAUUCUUGUGAAUAUGCUCAGAACAAUUUUACACCUGUAAAUAAAAGCUCUUGACAAAGUCA
Molecule: messenger RNA, 1397 nt
Organism: Coturnix japonica (Japanese quail)
Lineage: Eukaryota; Metazoa; Chordata; Aves; Galliformes; Phasianidae
Gene: EREG
Product: epiregulin
Biological process (GO): epidermal growth factor receptor signaling pathway; positive regulation of cell population proliferation; positive regulation of mitotic nuclear division
Molecular function (GO): epidermal growth factor receptor binding; growth factor activity
Source: RefSeq, a predicted model, not a curated record